UCGACAUUCGCCUGAGACGAACGUGCCGCUGUGCUGCGCCUACCGGCUUACGAUCGUGUGCAUUCUCGAUACGUCACGAUCGAUAUCUUGUACAAUCGAGUGCAUUAUUAUUGCAGUGCCUGUGUCAGUGUAUGGAAAUUCUUUUUUUGAAAGUUAAAUUCGACAUGGUAUUAUUUUUAAAUCUAUUGUGCCAACCGAACGUGCCUGUUUUGGAUAAAUUCGUCUGUACUCUGUAAGGUGUUAAAUGACAAUGGGAGCUCCAGCAUGGGGUUCUCGCGGUGGUGGAGGCGAUCGUCCCCGGCUGCUGCGCAUGACACCGCUGCGACACAGCUUCGCAGCGCCCGCGUCGCCGCCCGCGCCUCCCCCGCGUGCUCACGACUACGCCUCCGACGCCGACACCAACAAGAAAGAAGAGGGAUGGAACGCUAAUCUGUCUCAAAGAUGGCGGAAACUACGGCGACGAUGUUCACGAUUGCGACCGGGAUCUGGCAACCGUGAGCCGAGCCCAGUGCGCUGCUCACCGUCACCACCGAGACCUCCAACACACUGCUCCCCUGCACCACCUUCAAAACUGUCAUUUCGACAUCGAGGAAAAGUGUAUACAACUGCAUCCCUUCGUGUGACUAGCGGUGCUCCAGAUUUACUUCGUGCCUUGGGAAAGCUUGGCGGUGGGCUCCGACGACGAGCACUGUCUGCUCAUGACGUAUUAGCUCCACCUCAGCAACAACCAUCUACUUUCUAUGUUCCUAGUCCUACUGCAACAAGGCAUCCGCCGUCACCCUCCCCGACUCGCCAGUCAGCAUCAGUUCGAAGACGGUGUAGUUCACCAAACGUUUACAGAGCAGCCAAAGAUUCUGCAACAUCUAGAGACCGCGCGCCUCUUAUUAGUCAAGAAGACGAAAGUCGAGAUGUAGUUGAUUAUAAUUAUGUGCCUGAAAGGAGGAAAAAUAGUUCAGAGGGACGAAGUCGUCGACCCUACAGUGAAAAUGUAGAAUUAGAUGUCCCUUAUAGAAAUGGAUACAAUCGGCUACCCUGUGAUGCUUCUCAGAGGUUAUGGGAAGAACCUUAUAGAUUGCCGCGGGUUCAGUCCAGGCAGGACUCGAUGACCCAGUUGAGGAAUGGUGUUGCUGAGUUACGUGUUAGUGCGACUCCAAGAUCAGCACGCCCGCCCCCCGCGCCGCCUGCCGCUACUCAGCCAGGGAAGCGACCACCUGCUCCUGAACCUCGAGAUACACACACUUUUGAGGUGCGGUUCACAAAGUCAGCUGGCGGGAAAGGUCUCGGGUUUAGCAUCGUAGGUGGGCGGGACUCACCGCGCGGUGACAUGGGCAUUUUUGUGAAAACUAUUUUCAAUAAUGGCCAGGCUGCUGAAUCUGUACUAAGAGAAGGUGACGAAAUCCUGUCAGUAAACGGACGCGGCACGGCAGGGUUGACACAUGGAGAGGCGAUUCGUCUAUUCAAGGAUGUCCGUGCAGGACCCGUGCUGCUGCGGGUGACGCGUCGUCCUCCUCGCUGACUGCGUUGCGCCUGCUGCGACAUGCACGACCAGCAGGCGCCUAACCGUGCAUCUGACAUCUACUCCACUAUGUAGUCUCCUUAUAAAACGAUGCCCCAUACUAGAAUUAUUUCCUAUGCUGUGGGUACGUUUAUAAACACUCUCACAUAAUAUACUACACAUCAAGCCUAUGUAGAUAUGAAACGAAAAUGUGUAGUUGAUGUAAUCGUGACGUGGUAGCUAUCUAGCCUCUGCGGCUACUGACUCCCAUAAAUAUUUAUCUCACUGACAUAUCAAAUAUAUUCACGGCUAUUUCUUGUAAGAAGGUAUGAUCAUAUGCACCAGUCUUAUGAUGCUUCUGCACGGUGAAUAUUUUCUAUUUGUACCGAUCGUACAUGACUAUACCAAAAAUGUUUCAAUAAAUGGCCGGGAUAUAAUUGCAAAUAUUGCUAGCUACUAUAUUGCAGAUAAAUAUUGCCCGUUUGGAAAGUACCCUUAUGUAAGACUAUAAUGUGUACACCUAAUCAUUAAUGAAGUUUCCUCAUUUUGAACCAUGAUAAAUUGAGAAGGCUUAAUAAAGGUACACUAACAGGAUUUUUAAAAUCAAUUUAAUUCAUUACAAAUGUGCCUUAUGUGAAAGAAAUUAGGCAUUCAUAUGAAACAGGUACCUAACAAAACCCUAACCUUAAAAAUAUAGCUAUUAUUCACAAAAUGUAGGACUCAUUUUCACGAAUUAACUUUAAACUAAUCAAACAUGACUCCUAAAGUACCACAAUAAGACGGUUAAUGAUAACGGCUUGCCUUAUUUGGAUUUUUGUUUUGGCGAAAAGAAAUCAAACAAGGUAAUUCACUGCUAGGAUCCGUCUCUUUUGCAAUAAAAGUAGCGGUUUACAAUAAAUAAAAACAAAUGAAAUGUGAUUAAAAUUUAAACAAAUUUGUAUUAUCAAAAUAUUUUGGGACUGUAUUUACUAUAUAAAUAUACUGUAUUUUUAAAACUUAUAUGCAUCUUUUUGUAAACAAAUACAUUAAUAGAUAUGUAUAUAGUAUUUUGACAUUGCAUUUAUUAAUUGCUGGAAGAUUGUAAUAAAAAAAUAGACUAUCCUACUUAGAUAUGUAUUUCGAGUAUUAGAAAGUAGGUAAAAGAUUAGAAUUGCUAUAUAUAACAGUUUAUAUGCAAUUAAUAGAACUGUUGAAUAUAAUAUGGUUAGAAAUUGCAUAUAGAUUAUUUUGUAUAUUUAAACUAACCAAAAUAAUGAAAGCAAACGAAAAGUAUUAGAUACACACAGUUUGACACAAUUUUGAUAAAAAUUGUCUGUGAUAUUGAUAUUCAAAGCUGAAUGCGACACCGUAGUGUUUUGUAAUUAUAGAGGUAUAUAUUAUAAGGCAACUAACUUAUUUUUAUAAUUGUGACAUCUACUUAGUAUUUAUUGUAAAAAUAUAGUACAUACAAUAAAUAAUACAUUUUAAUAAGGAAACUAGUAUGUUAUUACUAGUAUAUAAGACGUGCUUUUAUUGAACUUUAAAUAUUUUAAGAAUGAAUGAAAAUGUAAUUUGGAGGUAUUUUUGUACAAUGUACAGAGUUUAAAGAAAGAUAUAACUUUUUGCGCACAAAUAAAUAAUCCCUUUAAAACUACACAAAAUACUAAUUUUUAUACAAACAUACAUAAUUCCUCAUUGUCCAUGAGUAUUAUUAAAAUUCAAAAUUAAUAAAAAAUACAAUAUACAUGUGAUUUACACAACGAGAAAUUUAUUCUAAAUUAUAUAAUUAUGGAAAAAAGCUAAAUUCUGUAUUGGAAGUAAAAUUGUAUUUUGGACGACUGUCAAAUGUAUUUUUAUAUUGUCGUGUAGAAUCCAAAUAAGUAUUGUAUUUUAUAUACCCUGUGUAUAUUUAAUGAUGUAGAGCUAACAGAUGUAUUUGGCCAAUGAAUAAUAAACACAAUAAGCAUUCAAUGAUAUGAAUGGCAGACGCGAUAGCUUACUGAAUAUUUUUGCAUUUUACUAUAGCAUUUUAAUAUAAGUACUUAGGCAACGAUAUAAAUAAAAGUUUAAAAUGAA
Molecule: messenger RNA, 3550 nt
Organism: Spodoptera litura
Lineage: Eukaryota; Metazoa; Arthropoda; Insecta; Lepidoptera; Noctuidae
Molecular function (GO): protein binding
Source: RefSeq, a predicted model, not a curated record